CCGAUACAGUACUGAUUACCGAGCACGCAAAUAGCUGUAUUACUUAGCUUUAUUCAGCAUCGCUGCUUAAUGAGCCCGAGAAGGUUGGCAGAGGAAGGCCAAAACCUUCACCGAUAGACCAGGAGUAUUCCAAAAAAACGCAGAGAUCUUCAUCUCACUCCGGCAAGACGAUAGGCUCAGGACACAAGUCAUAAUCAAAUUAACAGGUUUAAGAAGCUGCAUUUAACAGCAACCUACAUAUAAAAACGAGAAAUUGAUUAUCGGUAUUGCGUGAAGUCGGAAAAUCUAUACACGGCCCUUAGUCCUUUAGCAGUUCUACUAAAGCCCUAGGGAACGCGCAUUUUUGGCUUGUAGUUGUCGGUGCUAGUGUCGAGUGUCUUGGAGACAGGUCAUAACUGGGAAGCUGGAAAGCACAGCGUGGAACGAGCUCGGAUACAGCGGCUGAAACAAGGCUGGGUUCCCAUGGAAAGGCAGGAUCAGCAGGCUACACAGUGUCAUUAUCAUCAGAGCCGCUUGCAGUUUUGAGCUUCUGAGCUUGGAUGCACAAAUAGUGUACGGAAAAUUGAAUAGGAAUCCCAUGAUUGGAAUAGCCGAGGCUAAACGUAGUGUGUGCAGUGGAGUGUGACCGUAUGUUAAUACCAGGCUUUCGCUGUGUAGUGUUGGGAGUACGAGGAGACUAGCAUUAUAUCUAUAUGGGAAGUAAUUCUAAAUCGAGGAAGAGUUUGUUUAAAGAUCAAAGCUACACAUAAGGUCUGUCCAAUAUUAAGGUGCAGGCUAUAUUUCGGAGGAGUAACAGAUGUACACUAGAGCCUGGUGUUAAGCAAACCUUUAACGCCUGGCCUUAUAUUGGUGUUUUUCUCACCGAGUGCGAAUUAUUGACAUUUUUAAAAGCUCUUUACAUAUCUCAAUCGCUGUGCGUGGAUUAUGCAAAUAUAGGUACAGCAUUGUGAAAAAACGUGUAUAAUUUGUUAGUGAAACCUACUACAAUAUGGAAAGUCCGUGGGUCGAAUCGCAAAGGGCAGAGGCCGAAAAUGGGGAGUUACUUUCCGUGAAUGAAUCUGAAGAGGAGUUGGAUAAGGAAGGCACUGUAGUGGUGAAGGAUGUGUAUGCAGUCCAAACUUUACUGGUCUCCAAGGAGAAGGAGACUCGGAAUGACAAAUGCAGUGACCGCCUACUGCACUGUCUAUCCCAGGUCCCAUGUGCGAGUCUCAUAGCAUGGAUCGUCCUCCUGAUGGGACUGGGGGGCCUGACCGGCAGCCUCCUCAUUGGUGUACAGAAAACACGUGACCUGUUCGAUUCUGACCAAUGGUUCUGGUUUAUCGAGUACACAUUGACUGGGGUGGUGGUGGGUAUGUUCCUGAUCGGAACCGCCCUGCUGUGUGUGGGCCACAUCUCCACCGACCCCACAAGUCGGCACCUGUUCCACACCACCAAGAGAAACACGUGCGGUCAGGGACUCAACAUGUUUCUGCUGGUGAUAAGUUACAUCCUUGGGUUCGCUUGGACAGUGGUCACUUCAAUACUGGCCAUUCCUCUCUUUCUCCUGCUAGUCCUCAUUCUCAUCAAGAACAAGGUCGCCUGUAUCGAUCUCAUCAACUACGGUUUGCCUGAAAUGGAGCUCUGUGGUGAAGAUCUGGAUGAUUUUGCAAGAAAAGGACAGGAUUUGUUGAUUAGCUAUAUAGUGGCCUAUAUCUCCUCCGUUCUCAUAGUCAUCAGUCUGAUUCAUUUCAUGAUCGUUAUCAGCGCGAACAUUUCACAUAUGAAAGACCAUCGCCUGGCAACGCUGAAUGCGUACUCCGAGACUACUGAGGAAGUACGUAACUCUAAGCACUCCAUCGUGGAUACAACUAUGUGAGUCACGUGACCACGAGACAUGAGGACGAGGCAGCACAAUGCACGAGCAUGUGUCACGUGAUUAAAGAUGUACAGGCUGUUGACAGCUGACCGAGAGCGCGGAAGUGGGUUGGAAUCAAAGUGUAUGUGUUGACUAGUACAGCAAACUGAGACCGGAGACAGCAACACUAGACAUAGUUCGUACCUCUGUGUUGUCAUCUUAUACACUCAAGUAAAUGUUUUCGUUUUGGUGAAAUUAUACACUAACAAAUAAGGUGCUGUGUGAAUGGAACUUCUUUAAACAAAGUCUAUAAAACAAAUAACCUAAACGAUAUAGACAAUACCGAAAAGGUAAGUCCAUAUGGGGAAUCAUCGUACAUUGUAUGUUUUGUCAUAAGAAAUGUCAUCCACCAUUUUGAUUGUAACACGACCAGAAUUACAUACAUUUGUACAUUGUACUAGUAUCAUAUUAUACAUUGUACUAGUAUUUUAUUAGCCAUUAUACUAGUAUAAUAUUAGACUUUGUACUAGCAUCAUAUUAGCCAUUGUACUAGUAUUUUGUUAGCCAUUGUACUAGUAUAAUAUUUGACAGUGCGCUCUCAAAGGCACACAUUUAAAACGUACACAAGGAAACUGCCCACCAUCUGUGAAGUGAUGUAUUGUAGGGAACCACAAUAUGUAAGCGGAAGUUCAUCUCAAAGCGCCAUCUAUUGGCUGCUCUAUAGCGCGUGCGUCUUUAAUUAUCGUAUAGGUGUACAAUGUUCUAUCUGCUUUGUAUUCUUGAUCGGGAUGUGUGCAGCUACUCCAGGUGAGGUCUUCUUUAUUUUGAAGCCAUUCAACUUCUUCAGUGAAAGCAGUCUUUGUGAUUAGGAGAUUUUGGUCUUGCUGUUUUUUGCCAUGUUUCUACGACAGUGUUCUAGAUAAAGAUAUCAGCACUAGUGGUCUACUCUAGAAACCAGUCUGUCAAAUAGAAAAGUUGAAACACACAAAACUGUUUGGAAUGAGAUAUUUUUUAUUGUAUUUCACGAAAAUGUAUUUUUAGGAAACAAAUGUCCAAAUCGGUCAGUCACAAAAUAAGAAACUCAAAGGCUAAUAUUAGUCCUCAAAUUCUUUUCGAUUAUUGAUAAGCUAUUAAUUUUAAAGACAUUUCAAUGACGCUACUAGGAUACUUGUUACCAAGAAAAUAUUACACUGGAAUGAUUCGGUAUUAUCGGUAGAGAAGUAGGGUUGGUCAGUGAAUGAGUUAUGGCAAUGACGUCAGUAGCAUUGGUAUGUCUCUAUACUUAAAGUAUUGCAAAUCGAAGGAAAGAACACAAUCUUGUGACAGGUAUUAGUGAUCUUAUCAAGAAUUGUUGAUUUGGUAACCUUGACAGAGGUAAUAGCGAUCUUGAAAAAGUUGGACGGUUUCCACAUAGAGAAUAGCUCUGCAGAGCUCGUGCACAUACUGUUACUACCCGUGUGAUGUCGUCAGGGCUUGCCCGUGGGUUGUGUUGUGGCAUACGUUAGCAAGUUUCUUUUGCACUGCUUAAUGUGACUAGCCAGAUUUUGAUGAGAUGGUUUAAGAAAGUGUUGUUGUGUUAUCCCAAAUGGGAGUUUGUCAUGCUCUAUAAUACUCAAUUUACAGCGUCAAAGCGGUGUACUCUGUAUUAUAAUGUCGUUUGUGUGGUGAAACAUGAAUAGUGUUUGGUGGCCAUUGUUUAUAUAAACAUUAUUGCUGAUUCUUUCUUUUACAAGAUAAAAUGUUAGUUAAAAUAUUAUAAAAUAGAUGUUUUAUAAUUCAAUGUAAGGGCGAUCUUUAAGUUAUAAAAAUGUAUAGGAGAAUCGCCUUGUAUCCGUACAUGGUAGGGUAUUUUUUUCAUUCUCAUAUAAGAAUGUUUUGCUUGGAACCCCUAUAUUAAAUGUUCACUCAUGUAUCAUAGGAACACAGCACUAGGGAAAUGCACCGUGUACUUCGGAAUUUAUAAUCUAUUUUUCUGUUUGUUUAACAUAUAAAACCCUCACAUCCAGUCCUGUGUGUUAAUAUAUGACAUUCCUGUCAGGUAUUUGACAAAAAUGUCUUACCAAUUGAUCCCGAAACGAACAUUUAAAUACUUGAGAGCUAGAUUCACACUUUAUACUAUUUUGAAAGAUAGAUAUACGCUUUCCAUCAUACGUAGCUUCGUAAUGAAUGUCUCGUUAGCUAGCUAUUAAACGAUGACAAAAAUAUGGUACCGCACGGGCUUUGACAAUUUUCCUUUUUGGAUGAUUUCCUGUUCCUAAGAGGGUAGUCACAUUGAUUGUGCCUUAUCAAAAUAUUAUUAGUAUAAUAUAGAGUUUAAAACUCAAAUACUAGACUUGAUUAUCCCCCCUUAAUAGUCGGGUUAUCCCCCCUGGAUGGUUUACCGUUAGGUACGUGUAAGGAGACUUAGAACAAGUUCACAAACAAUUCGUAACACAAAGAUCAGAGAAUAUCAAUCCGAGUGUGUUUACAUAGGUAAGGAAGUAUGAGUGGAUAAAAUGGGGAACUCUUCCUAUACUGCGCUUAGUUUUACAUUUGUACACGGUGUACAUAACUACACAGAUCAUUUUGGAGUUUUACGUUUGCAAGAUUUGGUAAAUUUAUAAAACAAUGUUUUGAAAGUAUUCUUAAUGCACUCUUGAAAUAUAUUUUUAUCGAAAAUCUCAGGUAGCUCUUGAGUAAUUCACUAAAGAUAAAAUUCGCCUAAUUUUGUACCGUACAGUCUUCGUAAUUCCUUUUAGUGAGAAGGAUUUUGUAUUGAUGUGGGCACUGUGAUGAAUUUAAAAUGACGCUUUUUGGUUGGAAAAGUUCCAUUUAAGUGCAUUGCUUGAAACUCAUCUCAUAAAAUCAUUAACUAUUAAAUAGCUCCGUAAGCACUUGGAUUUUUAAGGGAAACAUAUUAAUUGGAAGCUUUUAAUAAUCAGAAAUGUUUUUUGUGAAAAGUUUGCGUUAUCAUAUUAACUUCUUAUUAGGAAACCUGUCACAAUUACAUUAAUUAAGAACAGUGUAUUUUUUCAAUGUUUUCUGGUCGUUUUCAUACUUUCAUACUUUUUACAUCAGAGAAACAUCCCAUUUAAGAUUCAUUACUUAGUAACACAUAACAACCUAGUUGUACCCAUAUAUAUCAGUGUUUUCAUAAAGUACUUCCAUUUCAGCAGACUGCAUGUCAUAUCUUUAUUAUUAAUAUAAUACGCAUGCAUGUAUCAGUUCUCCGCAUUAUGAGGGAAUUAGAAAAGGCAGAGAAGUUUGUCUCUCAAAACAAUAUAACGACCUUAGUUUUAUUACGCAAAUGACGUCACAUAUGACGUAGAUACUAUUUUUGAACAUGAUUAUGUGCAAUAUUUUCACGUCUGUUUUUAAAUAGUAGGAGUAGCACCAUCAUGUUGUGACGAUAUGUAAGACCUAGUAGUGCUACCUGUGUAAGUAUUCAGUAAACAUAUGUCUCAUUGCAUCACUAUCAAACUAAAUGGUUAAAGUUUGUUCAUGUUUUUGUGUUCAAGUAUAUUGUUACGUUUGUUAAAGAGUCGAAUCGUGAAAUGUUCGCAUUAUAAAGAGACCAAACAAAUCAAUUAGCACCAAAAAUGUGUAUUACCAAGAAAAAUGUAUAUUGCAUCUAUUGACACUCGUAGUAUAGAAAAUAGAACCGGCGCUCACAAUUGCUGUGUUAAAUUACGGAAGUUGUUGUGUAAGAAAUUUAAUCAACUGACUGCAAUAAUAUGAUACGAAUAUUAGUGUUAAAUCUGUUUAUUUGUCACAUCGGUUUUGGAAAUAAAUGUAAUGCAAGUUUAAAAUAAAUAUGAAUAAACUGAUCAACUUUUGGCAUACUUAAACAGGAUUCGUUGGGAGUGAGUGCUGAUUGUAAAGGUUUGGUCUCCUUGUAUAUAUGUUAUAUAACCAAUGUGUAUCAGUUCUAGUUAAGCUUCCUGUGCCCCCGUUAUAUACUGCCAGUACAUUUAUCAUAGUAUUUCCUAGUGUGUUUAUACAUUUAUCGAGUUUAGAUUGUCAACUAAAAAAUUAUCAUUUUAAAAUAUCAACCGGUUUUUUUUUAGAUUUAAAUAUCGAAUAGAUUGGCGACAAGUCGAGCAGUUAAGAUUAAAUGCCGUUAACAGAAAUAUCUGUUUAGAUUUCGUUAAGUUGUUCAGUCUGCUAAAUGACUUUGUCAACAUAUGGUCAUGUGUCAUGUAAUCAACCCCUGCAAUAGCGAGCUUCAAUUUACUUAAAAGUAAAAACUAAUAUCUUGAAGGGGCAGAACAAUUAUUCUGUACUAGGAUUUUGUCGCUUUACGACACUUUAAUGUAAGUAUGAACGGUGGAAUUAUAUUAUGCAUGUUGUUCAUAUCGCAAUAAAAACUAUAGAAUAAUGAAUUGCUUGAGGGCAUAUUGAAAUGUAACGUUACACAUUAUCUACAAACUCGGCAUGAAAAAGUUUACAUAUUAAGAUCUGAUACUGUAAAUGUUCCAGUUUAACAUUCUUCAAAAGGGCUUCAAAUUGUUUAACACUUAUAUCUCCAGAUGUCUCGUACCUCUUGUAUUUCGAAAAUACCAUAUUUGUAUUAUGCAUAAAUUCCCUUAUCAUGUUUUAUGAAAUUAUCUGAAAUGCAAUUUCAAAAUGGUCGCCUCCAACAUCUAGUCUUAAUUAAAUAUGUUCAUAUUUCAUAUACUGGAAGUCAUUUUGAUAAAUAAUGACAAUGUAAUUUCCAAUAAAUGGAAAGAAGAAACACCAUUUCAAGAGGAACAUUUUAUCAUUUUUCAUUGUUGAUUAAAUUAACAGCCUUUUUUAAUUGUAAGUAUAGUGUAUUUCAUUAUUUUAUAGUACUAUUUUUCUAUCAGUAUUCAUGGUGUGAUAUGUACGUGAACCAGUACCCUGUACCGUGCAGUGGGCACGUAGCCACGCCCAUCCUGUAGAUAUUAUUUAUUGAGUUGUUAAUGUUCGGAAUAAUUCAGGAAGUCUACGCUCGGUCUCGUUGUAGAACAAUUCAAUUUUAAGAUUUUAAUAAAUUUUCUUAUGUAUAAUAA
Molecule: messenger RNA, 6846 nt
Organism: Mizuhopecten yessoensis (Yesso scallop)
Lineage: Eukaryota; Metazoa; Mollusca; Bivalvia; Pectinida; Pectinidae
Product: neuronal membrane glycoprotein M6-b-like
Exons: 8
Coding region: 989-1855 (288 amino acids)
Biological process (GO): neuron projection development
Cellular component (GO): plasma membrane
Source: RefSeq, a predicted model, not a curated record